Messenger RNA from Thamnophis elegans (Western terrestrial garter snake), 1128 nucleotides. It is a transcript of the gene SERPINB5, whose product is annotated as serpin family B member 5. Gene Ontology annotation, biological process: negative regulation of endopeptidase activity. The record is from RefSeq and is a predicted model, not a curated record. The transcript has 6 exons. Gene Ontology annotation, molecular function: serine-type endopeptidase inhibitor activity. Lineage: Eukaryota; Metazoa; Chordata; Lepidosauria; Squamata; Natricidae. Bases 1 to 1128 code for a protein of 375 amino acids.
AUGGAUGCGAUACAAGCUGCAAAUACAGCUUUUUCGGUUGACCUAUUCAAAAAACUGUGUGAACUGGACAAGAGUGCUAAUUUUAUUUUUACUCCACUUUGCAUGUCGACUUCUCUUGCUCUAGCAUUUAAAGCAGCUAAUGGUGAGACAGCAACCCAGAUGAAACAGGGGCUCCAUCUAGAAGAUGUCAAAGAUAUUCCAUUUGGAUUCCAGACAAUUACCUCCGAUGCUUCCAAACUUAGCUCAUUUUAUUCAUUAAAAAUGAUUAAGCGGCUUUAUGUAGAAAAAUCCCUUAACCCUACUACGGAAUUCAUCAGUUCUGUCAAAAGGCCCUUCCCAUCAGAAUUGGAAGUUGUAGAGUUUAAAGACAAGCCCGAAGACACCAGGCUGCAGAUCAACAAAUCCGUUUCAGACCUUACCGAUGGUAAGAUGGAAAACAUUUUAAUUGAGGAGAGCGUCAAUGAUGAGACCAAGAUAAUCCUGUUAAAUGCAGCCUAUUUUAUAACAAACUGGAUGAAGAAGUUUCCUGAGGCUCAAACCAAGGAAUGUCCAUUCAGAAUAAGCAAGACGGAAACCAAACCUGUGCAGAUGAUGAACUUGGAAGCUACAUUAUGCUUGGGCUACAUUAAUGAUUUAAAAACCAAGAUUCUGGAACUCCCGUGUCAUAAUAAACAUAUGAGCAUGCUUAUCUUACUGCCUAAAGAUCUAGAAGAUGAUACCACUGGCUUGGAACAGCUUGAGAAGGAGAUCACCCCGGAGAAGCUGGUACAGUGGACCAAUCCUAGUGUGAUGGCAAACAGCAGAGUUAAUGUCUUCCUCCCCAAAUUCAAAGUGGAAAGUGAAUAUGACUUCAAACCCAUUUUAGAGAGCCUUGGAAUGACUCACAUGUUUGAUGAGAAUGCAUCAGAUUUCUCUGAAAUGUCAGAGUCGAAAGGCAUUGUUCUUUCCAAGAUCAUACACAAAGUCUCUCUGGAAGUAACUGAAGAAGGAGCCGAGUCUCGAGAUGUUCCUGGAUACCGGAUCCUACAACACAAAGAUGAAUUUAAUGCAGAUCAUCCUUUUCUUUUCUUCUUUAAGCACAACAAAAGUCGCAGUAUUGUAUUUGCCGGUAGAUUCUGUUCCCCUUAA